Molecule: messenger RNA, 4937 nt
Organism: Porites lobata
Lineage: Eukaryota; Metazoa; Cnidaria; Anthozoa; Scleractinia; Poritidae
Source: the annotation of a GenBank genome assembly
CAAUAGUUCUGAGGCAAGAGAUCGAGGAUAUAAGGUGAGACUGAUUAUAGCUGUUUCUCAAUUUUUUGAUAAAAUUCAAAUUUUCUUCUGCUCUGUCCUUGGAAGGCUAGGGAAGUUAAUGAAGCGGAAUGUGGGAAAGUUUGGAAUACGAGGUCGGUUUUGGCAAAGUUAGGAGCCGAUAAUCGGCUCCUGGCAAACGAGAUGCCAGUUAGUGAUUACGGGCUGAUGUUUAUUGGGAAGGACGGGAAGCAAACGCGGCAAAAAAUUGCAGAGAUUUUAUGAACUUUAUAUGAAUUUUAAAGCUUUUUGAGUCCCUUUGAACUUUCUCCAUGUUGUUUACACUUCACCUCUUUGUAAUAUACUGACGAGUUUCUAACUUAUUGUACUUGUUUUGGUUUCCCUCCUUAGAUUUUUAAUACUCAAGAGCGCAGGACAGUUGUUAAGGUAUUUAUUCCCAGAAUGUAAAAUCGAAGAUUUUCAUGAUCACUUAAUGCUGCGACAGUGAUUAGACUUUCUGCGCGCGGAAUUCUGAACUGGAGAAAUUGGCACUCUCGAUCAUGAAUUGGUCGUUAUAUAUUGUUACAAACGCUUGCUCGAACGAUUAGUUCCUUCGAUUAUUUCGGUCGCGCCCUCUUACUAAUAAGAAGUAGCCAACAUUAGCAAAAAUCGUCCUAAUUUAAUCGAUAACUACAUUCCCUUAAUUGUGAGUGAUACCAUUUCAGUUGUUGAAGAAAAUAUGACCAAAAAACACUUCACCUACCCUUGCUCAAUCGUUGUUUUAAAAGGAAGUACAUAACAGUGCGUGUAAGUUCUUUCACCGAAUUGUCGUCGUUCAAAAAGCUUUCAAAACAUGGCAACUACUUGUCUAGAAAAUGACGUGUUAAAAAAUCCAGCUUCAUAACUUAAUUCUCGGAAACUGAGUACGAUUUAGUUUUCUCAGAAGAAGUCACGCUAGACUUAUUUUGGUCGUACUUUGACCCAGACCUUAUUAUUAGUAGAGGAUAAAUAUCAGCGUGUCCAUAUACAGCUGUGUCGAGAAAGGUUGUCGGAAAGAGUCCACGAGGCAAUCCCGAAAAGAAAUAUGAAAGAAUGGCAUAAGAGGCGAUACAGCUGGUCAUAGACGUGUGUUUGCGAGUACUAAAGGAAAGCAACAAAAGUGAGGUUCGAGAGCUACAAAGUCGGGCACAUUUUUUCCGACAACCGUUCUCGAAAUAGCUGUAUAAAUGAUAUUGUAGAGUUUCUAGGACUGUCAAUCAAACCUGACUCCAAAUCAGUUAUAAAAUAGGAUCGGGUAAAACUGAGUAAAGCUGUUCCCCUUUUUUAGAUAAAAGUCUCAACCGAAGCUUCUGGCAAGUUUUCUCCUUAUUUUUUUCCAAUACUCCCUGCUUACAACGGAGUUUGACUAAUCGUCGCGGGUCGCGGGUCGCGGGUCCAAAGUCGCGGUCGCGGGUCCAAAGUCGCGGUCGCGGGUCCAAAGUCGCGGUCGCGGGUCCAAAGUCGCGGUCGCGGGUCCAAUGUCGCGGUCGCGGGUCCAAAGUCGCGGUCGCGGGUCCAAAGUCGCGGUCGCGGGUCCAAUGUCGCGGCAGGGGAAAAUGAUUUGGGGUUCGAGGUGACAGCUGAGUGAAAGCGACUGAUAUGAACACAAUAUAAAGGGAAAAAAUCUUUUUUAUGCACAAUACUCUACGGUAGCCAAUUUACAGGUUACGGAUGUUAGAGUCAACAAAAUAAUGUCUCAAGGAAAGACCUAAAAGAAAAAGCUGGCCGACUUUUGUGUUCAGCGCAAGUUUAUUUUUUUUUCUUUCUGUCGGGCCCAGUUAUGUGUAAAUUCAGCUUUGAAUAUACUUAUGCAGAACAGUAUCUGAUAAAAAAAGUUACCAUAAGUUACCAUUGCUUUCUUGUUGUCGAUGAAUUGCUCACAAAUGUUUAAGGGUUCAAUUACUGAAAAAUAUGCGAUGCACUUCAAAGACUACAGGUUAUAAACGUUACAACAACUUAAAGCAUUUUUUUUAAAAAAAGCGAACUCGGGCUCAAAAAGCUACGAGUCUGUCGGUAGAAGAAACGAGAACUCUUACAUUUAACAAAUGUUUUCGACAAAACUGAAAGAAAAUGUAAAUAGGCGCAUGAAACUUCAUUCAAGCGGUAUUCAAGGCAUGAAUUUAAUAUGGAAACAACUAAUAAUCCACAGAAAGGAGUCCGUUCCUCGAAGCAAGAUUUUCGCUUAAUGCUUUUAUUUUUACAACUGAGACGGCAACCCAGAGAGUUCAAUAUAACUUCUUGUUCUCUUCACCUAAAUGGCAACCAGGACAACCUGACAAUAGGAAGCCAUUCAAUGUGCGUCUCAGUCAAAUCUUGAAAACAUGCAUCGUAAAUAUUUAAGUGAGUAAGUAGGUAAGGAAAUAAUAACGCCCGAUAUCAUGAAGCUGAAAAAGAAAGUAAACCAGACACUGAAAACGGUAAGUUAUCAACUCCACCAGAGUUAAGAAAAGACAAUAAAUUAGGUAAGUAAUUCCAGAUUCCAGGUACUGGAUUCAAGUCUUUGUCAGUAGAACCAAGAGACUAUGAUCUAUUCUCUCUUAGUAGAACUUGGAUUCCGGAUUUCAAUCGUUAUUGGGAACAAACUCCUUUCUGUGGACAAGAGAGGAUAAAGCUGGAGCUUUAUCCCCUCUUGCUGUGGAUUAGUACUUGUUUUUUAUUAAAGUCAUGCCUUGAAUACCCGCUUGAAUGUACUUUAGUGGCACUUCAAGCCCAACGUCUCUCCUCCUCUUUCCAGUUACUUGUGCAAAGAGUUUAUUUUGGGAGUUUGCGACUUUUACGCGGGUAAUCUUUUAGAGGACGGGUAGCUUGCAAACUAAACUGAACGCAGGGUUGUCGGAACAGCAACAAGAAGAUUUAUUCCAAAGAAGAACGUAGUUUCCACUGAGUAAAACUCCACAGCAGCACGUAACUCGUUAAACUUACGCGGCCUCCGCCACUGAAUAAAAACUGCCUUCGUCACACUUGACUAAACACGACCAACGUCAAACUCUCUUCUCUUGUGAAAACUAGUUAAAACUUAACUCGGGCUCGCCUACCUUAUAUACGUUUACAAUAAGAUUCUAGAGCUUUCCAAAUAGUCUAAUUAUAGAAAGAUUACAAAAUAUACCGCUUUUAGAAACGCUUACACAAGAUCCUAAAAUAAACAAAUUAUGAAUUCUCGCGAAGCUUCUAGAAAGUCACACUAGUCACGCAAUACAAUUUUUCGUAACAGCGACCAGGAAGUUUUUCAACAAGCGUUUUCUUUAUUUUUGCCGAAAACAUUUGUUAAAAUUGAAACAGUUCUCGUUUCUUCUACCGACAGACUCGUAGCUUUUCGAGCCCGAGUUUUAAAAAAGGUUUUAAGUUGUUGUAACGUUUAUAAUUUAUAGUCUAUGAAGUGUAUCGCACAUUUUUCAGUGAAUGCACCCCUAAGGAUUUGUGAGCAAUUCAUAGACAAGAAGAAAACAAUGGUUACUCAUGGUAACAUUUUUUAUCAGAUACUGUUAUACAUAAGUAUAUUCAAAGCUGAAUUUACACUUAACUGGGCCCGACAGAAAGAAAACAAAAUAAACUUGCGGUGAACACAAAAGUCGGCCAGCUUUUUCUUUUAGGUCUUUUCUUGAGACAUUAUAUUGUUGACUCUAACAUCCGUAACCUGUAAAUUGGCUACCGUAGAGUAUCGUGCACAAAACAGAUUUUUUCCCUUCAUAUUGUUUUCAUAUCAGUCGUUUUCAAAUCAUUUUCCCCUGCCGCGACAUUGGACCCGCGACCGCGACUUUGGACCCGCGACCGCGACAUUGGACCCGCGACCGCGACAUUGGACCCGCGACCGCGACCUUGGACCCGCGACCGCGACAUUGGACCCGCGACCGCGACAUUGGACCCGCGACCCGCGACCCGCGACCCGCGACUAUUAGUCAAACUCCUUACAACGGGAGCUCUUGCACGGGCCUCAGGGUUUCAACUGGAAAUUUUGGCAUCACACUUGAGUGUUCAGUUGCACUUUGUUAUAGCACAUGCAGCGUUUAACACUGGUAUUUUGAAUCAUGAUGCAGCCAAUUUCGUUUUCUUAUAGGCAAGUAGAUCCCUCGAUCAUCGAGCCGGUACGAUGAUGCAACAUAAGAUAAGUCUAAUGACUAUUUACAAGUAAUCCCCGAAAAAGAAUUGACAACGUAAAACAAACAAACAGUCAAACAACUUACUUUUCAGUUUUACGCGCCGGCUGUUGUUACGGUUCUUUCCCUUCUAUUUUUUCCUAGUAGAUGAUCUUCAAUUCUGCUCAGUACAACGUAACAACGUGUUCUUUUUACUCGUGUUUCUAGCCAACUUCACCCUGCUUCACCACAAACUAAUUGUCGGAUUCCUAAGAAUCGUUCAAGAUUGCUCAUGAUAUCGGUUUUGUUGACAAACGUCUCGCAAUCUAGAUAUUGAAUGUUGUUUAAAAGACAAAUUUAAAAGCUUGGCGAAGAAACUCGCGACGAAAUAAACAACUUCAGUUACAAUAAAACACCAGCUGACAAAACAUAACUUUUGUUUGUGUUGUUUAUUAGAUGGCAUCUUCUAUUUGUGACCAACUGAUCAGGAAAGUAUGGAAAUCGUUCAUCGAUGAUCUUGGCGAUAUACCCGAAGCUGAGGGUAUUUAUACCAUAGGCUUCAGUCAGACUAAUGAGGAGGUUGCCUACCUUUACGUGGGAUAUUCAAAAGACAUGCAUAGGAGGGUACCCGAGCAUAAAUGGCAAAGUUUGGAUAUAGAUAAGUUUAUAAAGAAGCAGAUCAAGCAAAAUGGUGGCAAAGACCUCACAGUGAAAUGGGUGAAAGACCGGGACGGAAAAUGUAAAGAAGCGAAGUACAUCGAAUGCAUGACGAAGAAGCUAGGAUAUAAACCGUGGUACAACAAGAAAGGUGGUAACAACUGUCAUUAA